Molecule: messenger RNA, 3372 nt
Organism: Branchiostoma floridae (Florida lancelet)
Lineage: Eukaryota; Metazoa; Chordata; Leptocardii; Amphioxiformes; Branchiostomatidae
Product: serine-rich adhesin for platelets-like
Exons: 18
Coding region: 1-3372 (1123 amino acids)
Source: RefSeq, a predicted model, not a curated record
AUGUCGUCCACCCUAUCAAGCACAUCAGAGACCACUGUGGCUAGUAGAACAACAAAGAGGCAUAGUACGUUUGAAUCGUCUUUAGCCACCUCUACAACACCAAGUGCCACAAGCACAAUCCUUGGCACGUCGGAAGGUCAUACCACCCUAUCGCAGACCACCUGGUAUCCGUCCACGGCCACAACAUACGGCAUCAAAACAACCACAAGCAGCCAAGGAACGUCAGUGCCAAGGACCACGCUUGCCGAAUCUACAUCGGCAGACCAAAGUAGCACCACGCAAAGAACCACCUUCCGCACAGUGCCUUCGUCUGUAGCCACGUCUACAACACCAAGUGCCACAAGCACAAUCCUUGGCACGUCGGAAGGUCAUACCACACUAUCGCAGACCACGUGGUAUCCGUCCACGGCCACAACAUACGGCAUCAAAACGACCACAAGCAGCCAAGGAACGUCAGUGCCAACGACAACGCUUGCCGAAUCUACAUCGGCAGACCAAAGUAGCACCACGCAAAGAACCACCUUCCGCACAGUGCCAGCAACCACUGAGCGAAGCACUGCUACAUCAACUCUGCUUGAGACCACAGUGGCUAGUACAACUACAGAGCAGACAAGCACAAUUGGCUUGUCUUCCACAGCAUCUUCGACAGAACCUGCUCGAAGUACUCUUGUCAGUUCUUCUGAAGGGUUUUCAACUGGACAGUCCACAGAAUAUUCUUCAGCAGGCACCACCCUUGAACCAAGCUCCACCACUAGCAGAUCAACAACGUCAGUCCAUUCGACAGCGUUUUCAGAAUCUACACCGGUGGACCAAGGCACGACGGCACAAAGAACCACAGUUCCUACACUGCCGGUAACGACAGAACAAAGCACCUUGACCUCAACCUUGGUAGAGACCACAGCAAUCGCAACCAUUGAACCGACCACGGAUGAGGAACUACUGACAUCUUCUGUGGCAACUUCAGUUCCGACCACAACAUUUAUGGAAUCGACACUACCAGAUCAAAGUACGAACGGCCAAAGAACUACACUUACUACAGUGAAUCCAAGCACAGAGCAGACUACUGAUGAAGAGACAACGGUGCCUCCUACGACAAUCAGCACUUCGAGAACUACAAUUCCGACCACAACAUUUAUUGAAUGGACACCGUCAGACGAAGAGCAAAGCACUCUGAUCUCCACAUUGGCUGAGACCACCGUGGCAAGUACAACAACGGAGAGGCCUACUACGUUUGAAUCAUCUCUAGCCACGUCUACAACACCAAGUGCCGAAAGCACAAUCCUGGCACAGCAAAGCACUCUGAUCUCCACAUUGGCUGAGACCACCGUGGCAAGUACAACAACGGAGAGGCCUACUACGUUUGAAUCAUCUCUAGCCACGUCUACAACACCAAGUGCCACAAGCACAAUCCUUGGCACGUCGGAAGGUCAUACUACCGUAUCAGAGACCACGUGGUAUCCUUCCACGGGCACAACAUACGGCAUCCAAACGACCACUAGCAGCCAGGAACUUCAGAGCCAACGACAACAGCAAAGCACUCUGAUCUCCACAUUGGCUGAGACCACCGUGGCAAGUACAACAACGGAGAGGCCUACUACGUUUGAAUCAUCUCUAGCCACGUCUACAACACCAAGUUCCGAAAGCACAAUCCUUGGCACGUCGGAAGAGCAAAGCACUCUGAUCUCCACAUUGGCUGAGACCACCGUGGCAAGUACAACAACGGAGAGGCCUACUACGUUUGAAUCAUCUCUAGCCACGUCUACAACACCAAGUGCCACAAGCACAAUCCUUGGCACGUCGGAAGAGCAAAGCACUCUGAUCUCCACAUUGGCUGAGACCACCGUGGCAAGUACAACAACGGAGAGGCCUACUACGUUUGAAUCAUCUCUAGCCACGUCUACAACACCAAGUGCCACAAGCACAAUCCUUGGCACGUCGGAAGAGCAAAGCACUCUGAUCUCCACAUUGGCUGAGACCACCGUGGCAAGUACAACAACGGAGAGGCCUACUACGUUUGAAUCAUCUCUAGCCACGUCUACAACACCAAGUGCCACAAGCACAAUCCUUGGCACGUCGGAAGAGCAAAGCACUCUGAUCUCCACAUUAGCUGAGACCACCGUGGCAAGUACAACAACGGAGAGGCCUACUACGUUUGAAUCAUCUCUAGCCACGUCUACAACACCAAGUGCAACAAGCGAAAUCCUUGGCACGUCGGAAGAGCAAAGCACUCUGAUCUCCACAUUGGCUGAGACCACCGUGGCAAGUACAACAACGGAGAGGCCUACUACGUUUGAAUCAUCUCUAGCCACGUCUACAACACCAAGUGCCACAAGCACAAUCCUUGGCACGUCGGAAGAGCAAAGCACUCUGAUCUCCACAUUGGCUGAGACCACCGUGGCAAGUACAACAACGGAGAGGCCUACUACGUUUGAAUCAUCUCUAGCCACGUCUACAACACCAAGUGCCACAAGCACAAUCCUUGGCACGUCGGAAGGUCAUACUACCGUAUCAGAGACCACGUGGUAUCCUUCCACGGGCACAACAUACGGCAUCCAAACGACCACUAGCAGCCAAGGAACUUCAGAGCCAAUGACAACGCUUGCCGAAUCUACAUCGGCAGAUCAAAAGCAAAGCACUCUGAUCUCCACAUUGGCUGAGACCACCGUGGCAAGUACAACAACGGAGAGGCCUACUACGUUUGAAUCAUCUCUAGCCACGUCUACAACACCAAGUGCCACAAGCACAAUCCUUGGCACGUCGGAAGAGCAAAGCACUCUGAUCUCCACAUUGGCUGAGACCACCGUGGCAAGUACAACAACGGAGAGGCCUACUACGUUUGAACCAUCUUUCGCCACGUCUACAACACCACGUGCCACAAGCACAAUCCUUGGCACGUCGGAAGAGCAAAGCACUCUGAUCUCCACAUUGGCUGAGACCACCGUGGCAAGUACAACAACGGAGAGGCCUACUACGUUUGAAUCAUCUCUAGCCACGUCUACAACACCAAGUGCCACAAGCACAAUCCUUGGCACGUCGGAAGAGCAAAGCACUCUGAUCUCCACAUUGGCUGAGACCACCGUGGCAAGUACAACAACGGAGAGGCCUACUACGUUUGAAUCAUCUCUAGCCACGUCUACAACACCAAGUGCCACAAGCACAAUCCUUGGCACGUCGGAAGAGCAAAGCACUCUGAUCUCCACAUUGGCUGAGACCACCGUGGCAAGUACAACAACGGAGAGGCCUACUACGUUUGAAUCAUCUCUAGCCACGUCUACAACACCAAGUGCCACAAGCACAAUCCUUGGCACGUCGGAAGGUCAUACUACCGUAUCAGAGACCACGUGGUGGGCCAGAGUACGACGACACAAAUAA